Humulus lupulus (European hop) is the source of this 948-nucleotide messenger RNA. RefSeq lists its product as uncharacterized. Bases 1 to 948 code for a protein of 315 amino acids. The record is from RefSeq and is a predicted model, not a curated record. The transcript is spliced from 3 exons. Lineage: Eukaryota; Viridiplantae; Streptophyta; Magnoliopsida; Rosales; Cannabaceae.
AUGGACUUGAAGGAGCUAAAGACCCAACUUCAAGAGUUAUUGGAUAUAGGGUUCAUUCGGCCGAGCCAUUCUCCAUGGGGAGCACCGGUUUUGUUCAUGAAGAAGAAUGAGGGUUCUAUGAGGAUGUGUAUGGACUAUAGAGAACUCAAUAAGGAGCUAAAUAUGAGACAAAGACGGUGGUUGGAACUGGUUAAAGACUACGAUUGUGAGAUAUUAUAUCAUCCUGAGAGGGCAAAUGUGGUUGUGGAUUCCUUAAGUCGCCAAGGACAUGGCCAAGUGAUGGCAUUAAGGAAUAUACCAACGAGGUUUGUUGAGCACUUAGAAAGAGCAGGAAUUGAGUUUAUCACAGGACGAUUAGCCAAUAUCAUGUGGCAAUCAACACUUUUGGAAAGGAUCAAGCAAGGACGAGGCGAUGAUCCACAACUGAUUAAACAUCGUCAUAAGGUUCAAGAAGGAAAUGCUAAUGAAUUUUUAGUUUCGGAUAAUGGUAUGCAAAGAUCUCGUAAUCGAAUAUGUGUGCCCACUAAGGAAGAAUUAAAGAAAGAUAUUUUGGAAGAAGCCCACACUACCCCAUAUUCAUUGCAUCCAGCGACUAUCAGAGUAGCACCUUAUGAAAUGUUGUAUGGGCAGAAGUGUAGGUCACUUAUACAUUGGGAUGAGAUGGGAGAAAGAAAGUUUCUUGGACUGAAGUCGGUUCGGAAAUUGAAUGAAGCUAUUGGAAAGAUUAGAGCUAGAAUUUUUACUUCCAAAGACAGAAAAAAGAGUUAUGCAAACUUAAAGCGCAAAGAUGUGGAAUUUGUGGUGGGUGAUUGUGUAUUCUUGAGGGUGUCACCAAUGAAAGGGGUCAAGAGAUUUGGUAAGAAAUGGAAGUUAAACCCCAGAUAUGUAGGACCUUUUGAAAAACUGGAAAUAGUUGGGCAAGUGCUUAUAGGUUGGCCAUGCCUCUAG